AGCGGUACCUUUUGGGCGUCCAUCAUUGACUCUUCUCAGAUACUUAGCCCAUAGAAACUCGCAAUCAUGGUCAAGGUCGGUAUCAACGGAUUUGGCCGUAUCGGCCGUAUCGUUUUCCGCAACGCUGUUCUUCACGAUGACGUUGAGAUCGUUGCUGUCAACGACCCCUUCAUCGAGCCUGAGUACGCUGCCUACAUGCUGAAGUACGACUCCACCCACGGUGUCUUCGACGGAGAGAUCAAGGUCGAGGGCAACGACCUCGUCGUCAACGGCAAGAAGGUUCGCUUCUACGCCGAGCGCGACCCCUCCAACAUCCCAUGGGCCGAGACUGGCGCCUACUACGUCGUUGAGUCCACCGGUGUCUUCACCACCACCGAGAAGGCCUCUGCCCACUUGAAGGGUGGCGCCAAGAAGGUUGUCAUCUCCGCUCCUUCCGCCGAUGCCCCCAUGUUCGUCAUGGGUGUCAACAACAAGGAGUACAAGUCCGACAUCCCUGUCAUCUCCAACGCCUCUUGCACAACCAACUGCUUGGCUCCUCUCGCCAAGGUCAUCCACGACAAGUACACUCUUGUUGAGGGUCUGAUGACCACCAUCCACUCUUACACUGCCACCCAGAAGACCGUUGAUGGUCCCUCCGGCAAGGACUGGCGUGGUGGCCGUACUGCGGCCCAGAACAUCAUCCCAUCAUCCACCGGUGCCGCCAAGGCUGUCGGCAAGGUCAUUCCUGAGUUGAACGGCAAGCUUACCGGCAUGUCCAUGCGUGUCCCCACCGCCAACGUCUCCGUCGUCGACCUCACCUGCCGCAUCGAGAAGGGUGCUAGCUACGACGAGAUCAAGCAGACCAUCAAGGAUGCCGCCAACGGCGAGCUCAAGGGCAUUCUCGCUUACACCGAGGAUGACAUUGUCUCCAGCGACUUGAACGGCAACCCCCACAGCUCCAUCUUCGACGCCAAGGCCGGUAUUUCGCUCAACAACAACUUCGUCAAGCUUGUCAGCUGGUACGACAACGAGUGGGGAUACUCCCGCCGUGUCCUCGACCUCCUGGUCUACAUUGCCGGUGUUGACGGUAGCGCCUGAAGCCAGGACAAGCCACGAUUGUAGGCGGUUCCGGUGAGGACAGCGCGUUUGAAGGAAAAAAAGAAAACACAAAAACAAAACAAAAUUAAGCAAUGGAAAAAUGUGCCGAAUUUGUUGUUCUCACGCUUUUGUGGAAUGGAUCCAUUGAGUUACUCUUUUUCUCCUUGGCCCGCGCGACGUCUACGGUCGUUGGUUGGCUAA
Messenger RNA from Dissoconium aciculare CBS 342.82, 1278 nucleotides. Its product is annotated as glyceraldehyd-3-phosphate dehydrogenase. Gene Ontology annotation, molecular function: oxidoreductase activity, acting on the aldehyde or oxo group of donors, NAD or NADP as acceptor; NADP binding; NAD binding. NCBI's taxonomy places the organism in Eukaryota, Fungi, Ascomycota, Dothideomycetes, Mycosphaerellales, Dissoconiaceae. The record is from RefSeq and is a predicted model, not a curated record. The transcript is spliced from 5 exons. Gene Ontology annotation, biological process: glucose metabolic process. The coding region runs from base 67 to 1077 and encodes 336 amino acids.